This is a messenger RNA of Doryrhamphus excisus (bluestripe pipefish), 3343 nucleotides long. RefSeq names its product tocopherol (alpha) transfer protein-like (gene ttpal). Gene Ontology annotation, cellular component: membrane. NCBI's taxonomy places the organism in Eukaryota, Metazoa, Chordata, Actinopteri, Syngnathiformes, Syngnathidae. Gene Ontology annotation, molecular function: phosphatidylinositol bisphosphate binding. The record is from RefSeq and is a predicted model, not a curated record.
CAAGUCUGUUGUGAUUUUUGCCACUCGAUCGUAGUGGUGAAUUGACGCACUUAAUAUGUUAGUACCAACCCUGUAAGUUGAGUUAAAUGCAUUUUCAAAAAUCAGCCCUUAUUCUGAUGUCAGGAUUGUCGCAUAGUCUCAUUCAAGGGUCAUGUUAAAAUGAGCUAUGGAAUCCAUGUUGAGUGAUGGUUUGAUCCAACCGUGACCUUAUCGCCUUUGAAAAGGUUUUGAAGUCAAGUCCACUGUCACCGGCUCCAUCCAGUCAGUUCAUGGCUGAGUCUAUCGAUCUAAGGUCUGGCUCAGUCAACCUAACAGCAGCAACAGAACCUGUUUGGUUCCCUGGACCCCCACCACCCGUUUACACCUGCACCCUGAGCCCUGAGUUGGUGGCGAAGGCACGAGAGGAGCUCCAGGAGAAACCAGAAUGGCGUCUAAGGGAUGUUCAAGCACUACGAGACAUGAUACUGAAGGAGCAGCCCAAUCUCAGGACAAGGCUCGAUGAUGCCUUCCUUCUGCGCUUCCUGCGGGCCAGAAAAUUUGACUACGACCGAGCACUGCAGUUGUUGCUGAAUUACCAUGCAGGACGUAAGGCUUGGCCGGAGGUGUUUCAGGAGCUGAAGCCAUCUACGGUGAAGCAUGUACUGGAUUUGGGCUUUCUCACAGUCUUGCCUCAACCUGACCCCAACGGAAGGUACAUCCUCUGCCUCCGGCCAGGAAAAUGGAAACCAAACGACUAUCCAUUUGUUGACAAUGUGAGGGCCCUUUAUCUGACGCUGGAGAAGCUGAUCCAGCCGGAAGAAACACAAGUUAACGGUAUUGUUAUCCUGGCCGACUACACUGGAGUUGGAAUGUCACAGGCUUCCAAUCCAGGCCCAUUCCUUGCCAAAAAGGUUGUGAGCAUCCUUCAGGAUGGCUUUCCAAUCAGAAUCAAGGCUGUUAACAUAAUUAAUGAGCCCCGGAUUUUCAAAGGCAUCUUUGCUGUUAUCAAACCUUUUCUGAAGGAGAAAAUGGCAGAGCGGUACGUGCUUCACAGCUCAGACCUGCGCUCUCUGCACCGGAACAUUCCCCGCUCGGUUCUGCCAGAGGAGUAUGGAGGCGUUGCAGGCCAGCUUGACAUGCGUGCAUGGUCGAGACUGCUGCUGGACUCUGAGGAGGAAUUCAUAGUGGAGUUCUGCCAGCCAGAUCCACUAGAGGGUGUCGUGCUGCCAGAGUCCAUGAUGUUUGAUGGAGGGGAAGCCAGCGGUCAGGGUGAAGACGCUUUCAGGGGUCUGCGCUCUCAGCUUUACUCAUGUUACUGAUAAUUGGUGGAGGAAAUUGCAAAUAUUCAAUAUUUUGGACUAACACAGAAGAACUAUUAGAGUUGGAUGGUCAGUGUUGUGUCGUUUGCGCUCCGCUCAUUCUGUCACCAGCUGCAGGCAGCAUGUGACACGAGCAUGGCAACAACCUCAUUAGUGUUUCAACUAUAAACGGCCACAUCUAAUUAUUAAUGUUUUUCACUUUACAUAACAUCACGGUCCCUUUUUCGUACGGUGCACGGUCUGCAUAGUCUCAUGCUCCUACAAUGCCACUGUUAAGAUUAAAGGACAAGCGGGGUGGAUUAACGCGAGCAUCACCUGCCUGAUUUAAAUUUAAACAUGACCAAAAUAUCUCACCCCUCUCGCUUGAAGUCCGCCGGGAUACGCUCCAGCUCACCCUUGAUCCUGAACAGGAUAAGCGGUCGAAAAUGAAAAUAUCUCUUAGCGAUGCACUGAAGGCAUAGUAGUUGGGAAGGUAGUAGAUGGGAAAAGUACCACGACAUAGUACCGCGAGAACCAUCAUUUUUAUUACAUGUCAGAUGUCAUAUCUAAACAGCUAUUGCAUUGCCUUAAAGUGAUGUAUCAUACAGUACUAACCAAAGCUAUAUCCAUGUGUAUUUUCAUUACCGUAUAUGUACCAGGUUCGCUUGCAUUGUAUUCGAGCACCUUUGCUUGAUUACGCUUUAGUUUUCUGUUGCCUCAAAUCCUUUUUUAUAGAGGAUUAUUUUUCUAAAUUCUGAUCAUCUGCCUUGUGUUUUUUAUAUUUUAUUUUAACCUUUCAUGACUUGUAUAUCCGUCUGUCAUCACACAUUCCCAACACAUGGCCCACACACGGUGAAUGGGGAUACGCAGCGACUGAACAUUCAGUUCUUACUAUGUCCUGUGUAUGGAACUGUGCCAUAAUACUACAUCUUUUACUCUUAUUGCUUACUUGAGCAAUAGCAUUAUAUUUUACGCAUGCCUCUUGCUGUAAGUGUAUUGUGUCGCAGAAUUUAACAGUAAAGUAAAAAUCCAAAUGAAAUGGUUUUGUUAUAAUUAGAAAGCGGAAGUUGUUGGAGAAGGAAGGCUCUCUGCUGAGUCAUACAGCCUGUUGGCAUUUUUACAAAGCUGCUCUGGACGGGAUCUGAGUUUCUUAAAACGCUCUCAUGAUUCACUACUGUGGGACCAUCAGAGCAAUGCGGUCAAAGUAGAAAAAUGCUCCAUGAUACUGAUUUUUUUUAAUAUAUAGUAUUGAAAAACACUAGGAAUAACACCGAAGCGCCAAUGUAUCGGCAGUGCGAUGGUACUGGAUGAUGUUGAGGCUAUUGGCGUACUGGUGGUGUUUAUUUAGUAAUUGCACACCGACCCCAGACUUACUACAGAAAUGCAGCAAACUUCUAAAUGUAAACAGAUCAUUUCAUGUCCAGGUAAAGAGAAAAUAUUUAUUUCUUGUGAGGCAAGGCCACAUUGAAACUUAUGGAUUUCAUUUGUGCCUAUUGAAUCACAGUGUCAAGACUUCAGAAUGAUUAGAUACAAUAUUCACAACAUUGAAAAAAAUCUAUGUUGUCUGUGUAGUAUACAUCUGUAAAGCUAUUAUUUCACUUUACAUGUUGUAUACAGUAAACCUCGGAUAUAUCGGAAAUUCGCUCACAACGGACAGAUAAAAAAAGAACCGAUUUUUCUGUAAUGCAUUUCCAAUAAAAAUUCAUUGCAUAUAUCGGAUUUUUUAUAACGGAUUUCGCCUAUUUCGGACAAAAUCUCCAGUCCCGUUCCAAUGCAUUUCCAUUAAAUUUCCCUCGCAUAUAUCGGAUGGCCGCAUCGUGGCGCUCCGAUUCGCCGAAUCGUGACAGGCCGCUAUACGACGUCAUUUGCAGCGUUGCCUGCGCGUCCAGGUACAUUGGAAACAUAGUCAAGGAAGUGCCUUUUUAUAACGGAUAAAAUCCGAUUUACGCAUAUACCGGAUAUAAAUCCGAUAUAUGCGUAAAACGGACAUUUUCCGGUAUACGCAUAUAACAGAUUUCGCUUAUAUCGGACAAAACCAGUGGGAACAAUUGUAUCCGAGGUUUACU